AUGGUUUACAACGUACUUCCCGAGGAGAGUGAGCCCAAGGUCACAAGCCACAUCAACGGCAGCACAGAAGAGGUCCUCGCCAGACUAUGCAUAACAGAGCUCUGCAAAGGAUGGCCAGUAUACAGAGAUGCAUCUGAAUGGCAGAACUAUCGGUCCCUCUUCACCAAGGAGGGUGCCUGGGUAUGGACUACAUGGUCGGGUGGUUUGACAAUCGAGGACUUCAUCGCAGUCUCGAUAAAAGGCCGAGCCAACGGCGAUUUUAUUAUGCACCGAGAGAACGGCACACUCGCCAACGUCAACCUGGCCAAGCAACGUGGUAUCGGAAAGAUGAAGGCCACCAUCACCCAGCGCAUGAACCUCCACGGCAUCCCAGUCGACGUCGAGUGUGAUUGCCGAUUCAUCUUCUUCGCCCUGAUCGAGGACGGCGAAUGGAAGGCGCGCUUCGUCAAGCUCUUCUACGAGAAGGACAAGAUCCUCGCCGUUAACGGCAAGCUACCAGAAAUCCCAGAGUCGGAGCUGGAUAAAUACACUGAGGGAUACAAAUAUCUUGGCUAUGCACAGUCUACACUCGGCCACAAGAUCUUGCACGACCUGCCAAAUGCCAACAAUAAGGGGUUCAAGGACAUGUACCAGGCAAUGGCUGACUGGUUGGACGGCAAGGAGAUUGAUUUGUUCUGGGAGCACAAGUAA
Molecule: messenger RNA, 690 nt
Organism: Lithohypha guttulata
Lineage: Eukaryota; Fungi; Ascomycota; Eurotiomycetes; Chaetothyriales; Trichomeriaceae
Exons: 2
Coding region: 1-690 (229 amino acids)
Source: RefSeq, a predicted model, not a curated record